CAACUGACCAUAACGAUGACCGCUGUUAGUGUUAGUGUCACGACUGCGUUUCUCAGCGGUUUUCGAGGUUGUUUUUUUUUUUCCGCCUUCUCUCAGGAUGACAUCACUGUGACGCAGCAGAGGAAGCCACAGGUGGAACAGACACAGAGAGAGAUGUACACCUAUGAGGAGUACAAAGAGACAGCGGACUGGCUGCUGUCCCACGUAGAACAACGUCCUAAGGUGGCCAUCAUCUGUGGUUCUGGGCUGGGGGGUCUGGCAGACCUGCUGGACAACAAGACGGUCUUCCCUUAUGAGAAGAUCCCACGAUUCCCCACCACCACCGUACCAGGUCAUGCUGGUCAGCUGGUGUUCGGGAGGCUGCAGGGUCAGGAGGUCGUGUGUAUGCAGGGACGCUUCCACUUCUACGAGGGCUACGACAUACAGACGGUGACCUACCCGGUCAGAGUGUUCUCUCUUCUGGGCGUGAAAACCCUGAUUGUGACAAAUGCUGCGGGGGGGCUCAACGGCACCUUCAAUGUCGGAGACAUCAUGUUCAUCAAAGACCACAUCAAUCUGCCGGGCUUGGUGGGACAGAACCCUCUGUGUGGUCACAACGACAAGAGGUUUGGGGUUCGCUUCCUGUGCACGUCUGACGCCUACGACCGCGAUUUGAGAGCCGUGGCCAAACAGACGGCUCAGGAGCAGGGCUGCGGCCACAUCCUGCGGGAGGGGGUCUACUGCAUGGUGACUGGGCCGACGUACGAGACCGUCGCUGAGUGCAGACUGCUGCAGACCCUCGGAGCUGACGCUGUUGGAAUGAGCACAGUGCCAGAGGUGGUGGUGGCCCGUCACUGCGGCCUACGUGUCCUGGGUCUGUCGCUCAUCACCAACAAGGUGGUGACGGACUACGACAGCGACAUGACUGCCAACCACGAAGAUGUCCUGGAGACCACCAGGAUCUGCGCCCAGCUGCUGCAGGAGCUGGUCAGCAGCCUCAUCGGAAAGAUCUAGAACAAAUUACUGGUCGUUGGCACCAACACAAAAACGUGAUGGUGGUUUUUAAAAAAAAAAAAAUUAGAAAGAGUUCUAGCUGUUAGAAAUACCCAGCAUUGGAUUUUUAACAUGGAUUUUUACAGUGAUAUUUUUACAAAGAGCACAAAGAGAUUUUUAUGAAAUUAAAUUAGUUAAAUUAGUUCAGUUAAAUUAAUUUGAUCUAGAAUGUUGUGUUCACUAUGCACUACUGACGACCUUAUCACUUUAUCAGUACAAAGGAGGAAGUAAAGGGGGGGGGGGGUAAAUUUGUGUUUUCAAUCUCCACCGUCGACACCAAAGCCGCUGCCAGGUUCCCUUGAAUUCAUUAGAGUUGGAAAUAGAACAGGAAAUAUCCUGGAUCAGCACUCCUCCGCCUCCUGGACCGCUUUGUACCGGGCUUAGCAUUAAGAUGCUAAUGGGAGUGUUGAGAGGGAAUUCCACUCUGAGUGAAGACGGCCAUCAUCCAAAUGUAAAACCUGGAGCAGGGCCAUGCACGUUGAACAGAAGAAACGCUGUGAUUUACACACACACACACACACACACGCUGGGAGUCCGUUCAAAAGUGCUUCAUAUCUGAGGGUAUAAUUCUACCGAGCUUCCAUUCUCUUCCUGUGUGGGACAUAAAGAGCAGAUUUUUAGCAUUUAUUGGACUCUUCAGAUUUCUGCUGACUGUAACAUCUGCUGCUGAGUCACAGCCAAUGUUUCCACGUCUGACGUGGAGUUUCACCUUCAUCGUCAGUUCACUCUCCAGACAAAUGUUGAAUAAAGAAGUUUCAAAACAAACACUCUCAGGGUGACGUGAGGACACGAGGACGAGAGAGAGAGAGAGAGAGAGGACCGGGUUCUAUCCACAGUCACGUACAUAACAAACACCAGAAAGUGUUUUCUAUAUAAUUGAAUUAUUACAUAAACAAUAUUAAUAUGUUUAUUGUUUUAUAAAAUGCACUUUCAUCUUGACAAUAAUUAGAUUGGAUUUCAAAAUAAAAUACCACGCAGGCUAACGUAUACAUGGAAAAAAAGAAAAAUCUGUGCAUCAUAGUACAAAAUGAUCCAUGGCCCAGUAUUGGUCCGUGCCCCAGUAGUUGGGGACCCAUGCAUUUGAAGGUGCUGUUGUUAGGAUCAGGUUUUCUGUCUCAUAAUAAUAAUGAGAAUUAAUAAUAGACAAUGGAGGUCAUUUGGCUGAUUAGACUUAGCUUAGCUUAGCUUAGCAUACCGUAGCAUGAUUUAGUUUGAAGAAAAUAUGGAUAACUUCUGAAAUAUUCCACAGUUUGUCCUGCGACUGAAGACUCAUUCAUGGUUGUUCUUUUAUUUUGUAUUUAAUAUAAAAAUCAAUAAGUAGAACUGAUCACCUCGGACUGACGUGAAAACCUCUAACUGUAACCAGAACCACAGCUCUCUGUUCACACUUUUAUUUUGACGCGCUGACGGUGACGUUGUUAAAACAUCAAAUAAAGCCAGAAAGUAAUAAAA
Messenger RNA from Cynoglossus semilaevis (tongue sole), 2484 nucleotides. RefSeq names its product purine nucleoside phosphorylase 6 (gene pnp6). Gene Ontology annotation, biological process: nucleoside metabolic process. The coding region runs from base 16 to 993 and encodes 325 amino acids. The record is from RefSeq and is a predicted model, not a curated record. NCBI's taxonomy places the organism in Eukaryota, Metazoa, Chordata, Actinopteri, Pleuronectiformes, Cynoglossidae. Gene Ontology annotation, cellular component: cytoplasm. Gene Ontology annotation, molecular function: purine-nucleoside phosphorylase activity. The transcript has 6 exons.